This is a messenger RNA of Sclerotinia borealis F-4128, 2205 nucleotides long. The record is from the annotation of a GenBank genome assembly. NCBI's taxonomy places the organism in Eukaryota, Fungi, Ascomycota, Leotiomycetes, Helotiales, Sclerotiniaceae.
AUGACACAAGAUUUUCAACAGGCUUCACAAGAUGAGUCUUCCUCAACUACCACCACAGCUGGACCUUCUGAGUCUGCGAAUCCUACUUCACCUCAAUCUUCGACUCUAUCACAUCGGCCUCGAACGAAAUCCGAUUUUGACAAGAUACUACUUGAGCAAUACUUUCAUCACACUUUGAUUCAUUCUGCCGCCCUCCUUGAUGAUCAAGCAAAACGAGAGCUUUUAUAUCUACGCAAACACGGUGAAGCGCAAGAUUACGAGCUGGUGCGAAAUCACAAGGAUUUCUUUACACCGAGUCGAUUAUUUGGGACAGGUUACAACGGAUACGGCAAUGGAGUCACAGAUGGGCCAACUAGAAUAUUGUAUCCGCACUCGAAACCGAGGGUUGGGAAGAGGAAAACAAAGCAAUUACGAAUCAGGCGCAAAGAUAUGUCCAUGCAAGCAGAUCAGGUGGAAGAAUUGGUACCCAUAAGGUUAGAUGUGGAUUGGGAUAAGGUUAAGCUUCGAGAUACUUUUACUUGGAAUUUUCAUGAACGCACCAUCUCUCAAAACUUGUUCGCGGAGCAACUUGUGGAGGAUCUAGGUCUGGUUACUCCAGCAGCAGAACCAGUACUACAACAAGUUCAGCAGCAAAUGCAUGAACAAAUCCGCGACUUUCAUCCCCCAGUUUAUACAACAGAAGACCCCCUGGAUGAGAUGCUACCAUAUACUGCAUAUAAGAAUGAUGAACUGCGUAUCCUCAUCAAGCUCAACAUCACUAUUGGACCACUCACAUUGGAAGAUAAAUUCGAAUGGGAUAUUAAUAACCCUUUGAAUUCUCCAGAAGAAUUUGCGCAAAGUAUGGCUAAUGAUUUGUCUCUUUCGGGGGAAUUUACAACAUCCAUCGCACAUUGCAUACGAGAACAAAGUCAAUUGUUUAUAAGAAGUUUGUAUGGUAUUGGACAUCCAUUUGACGGAAGGCCGGUGGAAGACGCCGAUUUGGUCGCUGCAUUUUUACCUUCACCUAUAGUAUCAGUGCUACGGCCACAUCAACAGAUCAAAGAGUUUGCGCCGUAUCUAUAUGAAAUGACUGAAAACGAUUUGGAGAAGCACGAGUUAGUAUUUUCCCGAGAACAACGAAGACAGAAGAGAUCGGUAAACAGGAGAGGAGGGCCAGCUCUUCCAGACCUGAAAGAUAGACAAAGAACCGUGAGAACUUUGGUUGUAUCUUCUGUAUUACCAGGAGCCGCAGCAACAAUUGCGGAGAGUCGAUUAUACAAACGAGUAGGGGUUCCAUCAGGAAGAGGAAGACGUGCUGGUUUCGGUCGACAAGAUGGUGCAGAUCUUUCGGAAUCAGAUGAUAGUGAAGAUUCUUCACCGGAUUCUCCAGCUAUACAAACGAGCCAAGGUACUGCAAGAACAAGAAAUAUGCGUGGAGCAGCUACAGCUGCACAGCAAAGAAUGGCGAUUAUUGGAAGAUCAGAAACUCCAGAAGCUAUGUUAGCACAUCAUCAUGAGACAAGAACAUCGGCAAGGAAAUUUGGUCGUGAUGCACGCGACGAAAGUGUGGAGAUGCCUUCAUUGAUGGUCAGAAUGAAAGUGCCGAAAGAAAAAUUCAGGAAACUUGUCAAAGAUUUAAGUAAAGGCCGCCCAAGUCAUCCGCAAACCCCUUCAAUACCUCGCGCAUUAUCAACAUUCAGUACACCUGCUCCACUAGGAUCUAUGGGCCCACCUUUAACACCUGGCGUACAGGUUCAACAAUUGGCAACAACUCCAGCACCAGCACCAGGACCGCCACAACCAGUACUGGCAGUAGCGGUAGGUCAGAUAGGUAGGAUUGAUGCGCCACCUCCUAUACCUGGUCAAGUUCUACCGGCUCCACCACCACCACCCACCUGGCUCGCCACUGGCCUCACAACCCUCCACCAACAAUAUCCCAACGAUCGAUUCGAAGGCAUGAUGCGCUACUCCGCCGUCUCCAUGGCCUCCGAAACCCCAGUCCCAGCUCCUCAACCAGGCACCAACCCCGAAGGUAUCAAGUGGAUGUACCUACCCAGAAUCAGAUGUCACGAUUGUCCUGGAAAAUUAUAUACCCCCGGGCCGGACACCACGGUCGGUAAUUUUGAAGUCCAUUUGAAGAAUAAGGGUCAUAGGGAGAAGGUUAAUUUGAGGUUGGGUCAUGCUGGGCAGGGACAGGGACAGGGGCUUGGGUCGGCGGCGGCGUAG